AAUACUGAACUGCUCAUGCUUGUUGAGAGCCUAUUCCGCACAUUUCUGUUUUCACCGUUUCACGAUAGUAAUCACCAGAGUUUCAGAUGUUUCCGUAUUGUGAACUUUGAGAUCUUUUUCAUAGCAAAGAGGCUUAUCGGUUCCAACAUUCCUAAAAGGUUUAUAAGACAGCCAUGUUUCAUUAACUUUCGUAAUUUUCUAUUGUUGUUUUAUCUCAGGGCGGAUGAGGAACCUGUUGAUCCAAAGAAGUAUCUCGAGGACCGUUGCAAGCCACAAUGUGUAAAACCAUUUUAUGCUUAUGAGAAAUGUGUCAAGAGAGUCGAGGCUGACGAUACUGGGCACAAGCACUGCACUGGGCAAUAUUUUGACUAUUUGUCAUGCGUCGACAAGUGUGUAGCCUCAAAGCUCUUUGAAAAGCUCAAAUGAUGACUGGAUGCUACUUUCAGUGAGUGACCUGAUCAUUGGCCAUAACCUUGUCCAUUGAAAAGUUGAUGAGCCUGGAAACUGUCCUGUAAUCGUGUUUCUAUUUCCUGAACUUGUAAUAAGAGCCACUCUUUUGCAACCGUCGAUUUAUGUGGGCUAAGCACUGAUGAUGUCGAUAAUAACUUGAUGUCUAUUGAUUUACCUUUCUUGCACAAA
This is a messenger RNA of Lolium perenne, 639 nucleotides long. RefSeq names its product cytochrome b-c1 complex subunit 6-1, mitochondrial. Gene Ontology annotation, biological process: mitochondrial electron transport, ubiquinol to cytochrome c. Lineage: Eukaryota; Viridiplantae; Streptophyta; Magnoliopsida; Poales; Poaceae. Gene Ontology annotation, cellular component: respiratory chain complex III. The record is from RefSeq and is a predicted model, not a curated record.